AUGGAGAUUGGCACGGAGAUCAGCCGCAAGAUCCGGAGUGCCAUUAAGGGGAAAUUGCAAGAAUUAGGAGCUUAUGUUGAUGAAGAACUUCCAGAUUACAUUAUGGUGAUGGUGGCCAACAAGAAAAGUCAGGACCAAAUGACAGAGGACCUGUCCCUGUUUCUAGGGAACAACACGAUCCGAUUCACCGUAUGGCUCCAUGGUGUAUUAGAUAAACUUCGUUCUGUUACAACAGACCCCUCUAGUCUAAAGUCUUCUGAUACCAACAUAUUCGAUAAUAACGUGCCUUCCAAUAAGAGCAGCUUCAGUCGGGGCGAUGAGAGAAGGCACGAAGCUGCAGUGCCACCUCUUGCAGUUUCUAGCACCAGAUCUGAGAAAAGAGAGUCCAGAGUUUCUUCAAGUUCACAGGAGCAGAAAGCCACUAAUGUCAGGCAGAGUUAUGAUGAUGGAGCUGCAACCCGAUUAAUGUCAACAGUGAAACCUCUGAGGGAGCCAGCCCCCUCUGAAGAUGUGAUUGAUAUUAAGCCGGAACCAGAUGACCUCAUUGAUGAAGACCUCAAUUUUGUGCAGGAGAAUCCCUUAUCUCAGAAAAAACCCACAGUGACACUCACAUACGGUUCUUCUCGCCCUUCUAUUGAAAUUUAUCGACCACCUGCAAGUCGAACUGCAGAUGGUGGUCUUCAUUUAAACAGGUUGCAAUUUCAACAGCAGCAAAACAGUAUUCAUGCUGCCAAGCAACUCGAUGUACAGAACAGCCGGGUAUAUGAAACAGGACGUUUGUGUGAACCAGAAAUGCUUAACAGCUUAGAAGAGACUUACAGUCCUUUCUUCAGAAAUAAUGCAGAAAAAAUGAGUAUUGAGGAAGAAAAUUUUCGAAAGAGAAAGUUGCCUGUGGUAAGUUCAGUUGUUAAAGUAAAAAAGUUUAAUCACGAUGGAGAAGAGGAGGAAGACGACGAUGAUUGUGGGUCCCGUACAGGAAGCAUCUCCAGCAGUGUGUCCGUGCCUGCAAAGCCUGAACGGAGACCCUCACUUCCUCCUUCUAAACAAGCUAAUAAGAAUCUAAUUUUGAAGGCAAUAUCUGAAGCUCAAGAAUCUGUAACAAAAACAACUAACUAUUCUACAGUCUCGCAGAAACAGACGCUUCCAGUUGCUCCCAGAACUCGAACUUCUCAAGAAGAAUUGCUGGCAGAAAUGGUCCAGGGGCAAAGCAGGACCUCUAGAAUAAGUCCCCCCAUUAAAGAAGAUGAAGCAAAAGGAGAUAAUAUAGAAAAAGGUCAAGGAACUCAGCAGAGGCCAUUACUGUCCCAGCUGCAAAUUGAUCCAGUCAUGGCAGAAACUCUGCAGAUCAAUCCAGAUUACUAUGACAUGGAAUCCCUGGUCUAUGCAGACACAAGAUCAUUUAUUCUGAAGAAGCCAAAGCUGUCUGAGGAAAUAGUAGUGGCAUCAAACCAAGAUUCGGGGAUGAAGACCGCAGAUACCCUUCGGGUACUUUCAGGACACCUUAUGCAGACACGAGAUCUUGUACAACCAGAUAAACCUGCAAGUCCCAAGUUUAUAGUGACGCUGGAUGGUGUUCCCAGCCCCCCAGGAUACAUGUCAGAUCAAGAGGAGGACAUGUGCUUUGAAGGAAUGAAACCUGUAAACCAAACUGCAGCCUCAAACCAGGGACUCAGAGGUCUCCUCCACCCACAGCAGUUGCAGUUGAUGAGCAGGCAGCUUGAUGACCCCAAUGGUAGCUUUGCACACGCUGAGAUGAGUGAACUGAGUGUGGCACAGAAGCCAGAAAAACUUUUGGAGCGCUGCAAGUACUGGCCUGCCUGCAAAAACGGGGAUGAAUGUGCUUACCACCACCCGAUUUCACCUUGCAAGGCUUUCCCCAAUUGUAAAUUUGCUGAAAAAUGUUUGUUUGUCCAUCCAAAUUGUAAAUAUGAUGCAAAAUGUACUAAGCCAGAUUGUCCCUUCACUCAUAUGAGUAGAAGAAUUCCAGUACUGCCUCCAAAACCAGUUUUAACAGCAACACCUACUUCUAGUAGUCAGCUCUGCCGUUACUUCCCUGCUUGUAAGAAAAUGGAAUGUCCCUUCUAUCAUCCAAAACACUGUAGAUUUAACACUCAGUGUACAAGACCUGACUGCACGUUUUAUCACCCCACCAUUACUGUGCCGCCACGACAUGCCUUGAAAUGGAUCCGGCCUCAAACCAGUGAAUAA
This is a messenger RNA of Pipistrellus nathusii (Nathusius's pipistrelle), 2208 nucleotides long. Lineage: Eukaryota; Metazoa; Chordata; Mammalia; Chiroptera; Vespertilionidae. The record is from the annotation of a GenBank genome assembly.